AAAAGUUCGACCCGCCAAACAAUACCCAAUUUCCUCUCAUCGCUUCCCAGUUCCCUCUAUGUUCACAUUCAACUCAAAUAAUAAUGGCUGCCGCUCAAACGAUGACUACUUCCACUACCCCUGAUUGCUCAACGAAAACCCAAAAUUCUGCUGAUCCCACUUCCAAAUCUUACUUCCAGAGGACAGUAUGUCUAAAAGACUGGUGGUUGGUGAAGGCAGAAAAGGACUUCAACGGAAAGCGACUUGCAGUUGCAGGGGUCACUUCCCGAGAGAACCAAGCUGUGCGAGUGUUCUACACUGCUCCAAUCCUGAGGAGACUAGAUGUGUUUACCGUUGAGACGGUUGAUGAUACAUGUGUCAUUCUAAAUGGCUUUUUGGACAAGGCUAAAACCCAAGAGAGUGGGUUUCCAUCUGAGGUAUCUAAUCAUUUUGUGUUUGGCUUCCCCCGUCAUUGGGAGACCUAUGCCCUUGACUGCUUAGAAGGAGAACCUCUCACCAGGGUUGCUACAACAAGUGUUAAGGAUCCUGGGAAAUCAUCUCCACCACAAGCUUCUGAAAGAAUUCCUCAUCCAGAAGAUUCUUCAGCUGAAAGCCCAAAGCAUGUUUUAAGAAAAAGUCCUCGUAACAUUACGCGGAAAACCAUUCUACCAUCCCGGUUGGAACAUAAUGAUGUCCAUCCAUCUGAGCAGAAUGAAUACCAGAAGGAAAAAGAUGCCAACAGUCCACGAGUUCAGAGAAAUUCUAGUUCGUGUAAAAGGAAAAUAGCCGUUUCCCCUAACCAUUGUGAGGAGAUAAAGGAAUACAACUCAUCAUCCAAAGCUGUCGUUGAAUCAAGAAAGGUGGGAACGAGAAAAAGAUCAUCAGAAGCUGUUAAUGCUGACCAUGUUGGAGGGUCAAGGUCAACAAAUUUGUUGAGUGAGUCGCUAAAGAAACAAAAAGAUAAUCCUCCUGGUCAUGGUCACCUAUCAAAUUCCCAAUCUAGUUUUCAAGCUACAAGGGGGAGUGGAUGUAAAGAUAAUGCUACGCGCAAUAACACAACGGAUUCAUGUUCCAGAAGUAUCUCAAGUAUUCCAGUCACUGGACUUGAGGAUCUUGGUAAUGAAGUAAUUCCCAGAACUCCAGACUCCAGGUCCUGUACUAACGAGGGAAUGAAUACAGAUACCAAGUGUUCAAGUGCAAAAGCUAGAAAAUCAAAUAAAGUACUGAAUUCAUCUAACAUUUCCUGCAAGGCUGGAAAUGGAAGGCAGAAUAGGGCUGGUGCUUGUGAACUGAGUGUUUCUCAGAGUAUCAAUUUCUGCAAGACACGCAGACAGACCAGUGAAAGCUAUACUUCUAGGAAGGAGAAAGAUGAAUCUAUUGUCUCGCCUGAAUCUUUAAAUCUUAACAGAUCGAGAUCAGGAAGAUUGCUUCUGCCUCGGCUGGAAUUUUGGCGCAACCAAAGGGCUAUAUAUGACGGGGGCCGUAAGAUUACAUGGCUUAAAGAUCUGCAAAUCAGUGAGCCUUCAAAAGGUCUGUUGCUUUAUGCUGGUAUUAAAAUUAUGUACUAAUCUCUUCAGGUCUUUUUAAGAACUCUGAAGGGAAUAUGUUUAUGUUGUCUGUAAAAUGUGCUAUGAACUGACAGGAAAAAUGUUGUGCUUCCUUGUUUGUGGUAUCUCAUUUAUCUUACUUGUUAGCCUUUGGAAGCCAGACAAUGAUAUGGGGGAAAAACUAGUGUGGCAAAAUGUAAUUAAAUGAGAAACUAUAUGAAUUCAGACAGGAUAUGGUGACUUAUCUUUCAGUCAAUGUUUUACUUUAACAGCUUGAUAUAGGACCCUUUUUUGUCUUGAAAUCCCUUCCCCCCCCCUUCAAGGGAUUGUUUUACUGAUUUCUACAAUUCUUUUUUUUUUCACAUUUAGCUGCACGGAAUAUAUUUUAUUGUGCAAUCUUUUGCCAGGGAGUAGGUCUGAACCUCGGAGAAAGAACUAACCUGCAAAAGAAGGUGGGCAAAAAAGCUCUUCACGAAAAGGUAUGCAUGUCAUCAUGAUUGACUUCGGUGAUAACAAUUAUCCUGAUCUCAACAACAAAUAGUUAUAGAGAGAAAUAGAUGUAUUCCAUUUGCCUUUUCUGGGGUUAAAGCUAUGCUUUCAUUGCCUCUGUGCAUUUUUGUUUUCAUAUCCCUGUGAAAUACACUCUAACUUUGUUCACUUCUAAGCAUCUGAUGUGGGGGGUUUUCUUUGAAAUUCUUAUCUUGUUGAUUAGAUGAUAUCAUUGAUGUCGAGUAAGUGGUUUAUGUAUGUCUGUGUAUCAUGUAUGUGUCUGUUCAUGAAACAAAUAUUCGAUUGGCUGCCUGGCUUGUGUUCCUUUCAUGAAUUUUCUUAUUUGUUUGAAAUUUCCUCACCAUAAAAAUGAGUGGACAACUUUCCGACCAGAAAGCUAAAGGGCUGAGAUUCUUUAGUUUAUGCAAUAAACUAUGCUUGUCUAUAUUCAGAUACCAAUGACUAACCUUAGAAGGUCAAUGAACCAAUACUGACAUGUCUGCCAUCGCUAAUUUUGACUUGAGUUGAAUCUAAAAAUAGGCUUGGCUACAUAAAAAGAGAUUAACAAGCAGGGAAAAGAAAGCUCUUUACUUGGCCGAGAUGGUUGGUUACACCGGCACUACAAGUUGAUCAUAUUGUCCCACCAACUGAACCUAGGUUCUCUACACUAGUAUGGCCGUGGGUUGUGUCAGUCAUUAAACUCGAGGCCUGCGUGAACAUAGUAGAUAAAGUUUAAACUUCGUUCUAUAAAUUCAAUAUAAAACAAGAUUAGCCUUUAUAGGCGGAUUUGUUUAUCGCUUAUGCUUACAUGAUCACACUGCAUUGUUAUUCUUCUGCUAUUGAUUUCCGUAACUCCUAAUUUUUUUCAGUGUAGAAUUCUAAUUGAUUUCAUUCUUGGUUGAUCUUGUCUUGAUGAUGACGGACAUAGUUCAACCCAUCCACAGUUGGCUGCAGAUGGGCAUGCUUGGAGGUGAACUGGUGUUGAAGCUAGUUGUUUCUAGCCGUGGGCAACUUUUUGUCAAUUUCAGUUUGCCCCAAUUUGGAAAGGUGGUGUGUGCAUCUAGUGUUGUACCUAGGAGAACAACUGUAUAACCUCCUUGUUUCGUACCCGUUGUUUUAGGGCUUAGAAAUGCAGGUUCUAUUUGCGCAUGUUAUGAAUUUGUUGUAGGGUUUGUUUUGAUCGUCUGAUAUGACAGAUGUUUAAGAACUAGAAAAGGUUCUUUAUAUGUACUAUAUGGUUUAGUAUUGGUGUUGGUUGGUUCUUUAUAUGUACUAUAUGGUUUAGUAUUGGUGUUGGUU
Messenger RNA from Oldenlandia corymbosa var. corymbosa, 3314 nucleotides. The record is from the annotation of a GenBank genome assembly. Lineage: Eukaryota; Viridiplantae; Streptophyta; Magnoliopsida; Gentianales; Rubiaceae.